UCAAAUACACAUGAAUGACUAGAGUCAGUCAUAAAUCUGCACUCAUACAGCUCACUACUCCAGGCUUAGAGUGUAGAUAAAGCAGUGCAGGUAUUCUUAUGCACUCACUUUGACCAGAAGCGAUUCUGUGAAGGGUGUGGGCUUCCAGAGUAAACAGAGGUCAGCCUUCCAGCCCUGCCCAGGAUACAGGGAGAAGUCACCAGAUAUUCACCAUGGAGAGAAUGUCCUUGAAGGAGAGGAUGGGGGCACAGCUGAUGAAGGAGCUGAACCUGAACCCUAAAAUGCCAAAAAACACAAAAAAAGCAGUCAAGGGAUUCACUGACUUUAUACAGAACAUGGAGACAGAGGAGACCAACAGUUACAAUAACGAAGAAAUGUUGCUGGAGCUAGAGAAGGAGUACAUUGAAGCAGCAAAGAUAAAUGAUGUACAGACCAUGAAGAUUCUGGGAAGGGCAGUCAAGGUUGACGCAAAGAACUUGCAUGAUCGCACUGCCCUGCACUAUGCAGUUGCUGGAAAAAACAUAGAGGCCGUCCAAGUCCUUCUCCAGCGCAGAGCAAACAUCAAUCAAGAGGACAAGCAUGGAGUGACAGCCAUCCACCUGGCUGCCUGGUUUGGGAGUCUGCCCAUCCUGAAGUUGCUUGUGCAGGGUGGUGCUGAUCAGAAGGUUGAGAAUGCGCUGGGAAUGAACAUCAUGCACUGUGCUGCCAUCAACAACCACACUGACAUAAUGACAUUCAUCAUCUACGACCUGAUGAUGAAAGAGCUGGACAAAGAGGACCUGUCUGGACACAGAGCGUUUGCUUUGGCAGCAGAGCAUGGCUCUGUGGAGAUGCUGCAGAUGUUGAUGGAGGAGGCAUACAAUAUGGCCACCAUGGAGGAAGACCAGAAUAGGAACACACCUCUGCAUUUGGCUGCCAGCAAUGGCCACUUGGAUGUCGUCCAGCUACUGCUGAAGAGCUUUGAAACUCGCAAUGAAGUCAAUACGGCUGGGGAGACUGCUCUAUACCUGGCUGCUGGCGCUGCACAUGAGGACUGCGUCCAGGCUCUGUUGGAGGCAGGCUGUGACCCAAACAUUGUCACCAUGGACCAUAGCAGUGCUCUACACCCUGUCUCAGAGAAGGGCCACACAUCGUUGGUGAGACUCCUCAUAGAGAACUCGGCCCAGGUGGACUUACAAAACCAGCACCUCCAGGCUCCUCUCUACCUGGCAGUGAAGAACUGUCACAUCCCUGUCAUCCACACACUGCUCGAGGCUGGCUGCAACAUCAACGUCACUGAUCACAGGUCCCAGACUGUCCUGCAUGUCGCUGCAGAGCUGGCCAGAGUGGACAUUGUUGAGAUGCUUCUGAAAGCUGGGAUGGACCUCGUCCUCCAAGACAAGCAGGGUAAGACAGCACUGGGUGUGGCAGCCCGAGCAGACGAGGUCAUCAUCGUUGACAUGAUCAUCAAGGCAGAGAGAUAUUUGACAUGGAGGAUGGCCAACACUGAGCUUAAUGAGAACCUUCACAGCCAGACUCCGCUGACGUUUAAAUUAGACCACCGCACGGAGAGCAAACAGACCCGCAGCACUGCCUGGCACCUGGCCUACCGCCUGCUGAAGCCAGGUGACUGGAAGAGGCUGGCGCUGCACUGGCAUUUCACUGAGCAGCAGGUGGCUGCCAUCGAGGAGCAGUGGACAGGGCAGCAGAGCUACCAGGAACAUGGGAACAGGAUGCUGUUGAUCUGGCUUCAUGGGGUAGAGCUGGCCCAAAGGAGCCAUGCUAAAGAGCUGUACCAGGGCCUGCUUGCUAUAGGCAACAAGACUAUAGCAGAUAAAAUACGAAUGGACACGGAGGAAGGAGACAUGAAGAAAUGCAUCCUUUCAUAAAGGUGAAAGAAAACGACAUAGGUGUGCUUGAGUCAACAAGAUGAUUUUUUUCCAAAGCAUUUGUGUGGUUAUUUUUCAAUUGAUCUUUAUAUAUAUAUUUAGAUUAUUACAUGUUUUACUCUGUGAACAUUUUUGUACACAGCCUUGUGUACUUGCUCGAUGUCUACUAUAGUGGCCACUAUAAUAGAGCAAAAAUAGAAUGCCUGUUUUUCAAUCAAAUUUGAUUAGUUCCAUGCGCCGAAGACAACAGGUGUAGCAGUAAAAUGCUUACUUACGAGCCCCGAACCUGCAAUGGCAGUUUCAAAAAAUAUGCAUAAGAAUAAGAGAAACAAGUAAUUAAAGAGUAAUUCUAUUUCUACUUUGUUUUUCCCCCAAAUUGCAAUAUGUAAAUGUGUGUGUGUGUGGUCACAACCAUUCUAUUAUAAAGGCUGUCGUGGCUAACUGCAA
Oncorhynchus nerka (sockeye salmon) is the source of this 2315-nucleotide messenger RNA. Its product is annotated as ankyrin repeat and death domain-containing protein 1A-like. Gene Ontology annotation, biological process: signal transduction. Gene Ontology annotation, molecular function: protein binding. NCBI's taxonomy places the organism in Eukaryota, Metazoa, Chordata, Actinopteri, Salmoniformes, Salmonidae. The transcript has 16 exons. The record is from RefSeq and is a predicted model, not a curated record. Gene Ontology annotation, cellular component: cytoplasm. The coding region runs from base 213 to 1868 and encodes 551 amino acids.